AUAUUCCUCCAAAGGGAAUUCAUUUCCACUCAAACUUAUUCUUCUCUCUUUUUUCUUUGGCUUUCACUCAUUCCAUAUUCUAAUUUCAUUUCCACCACAACUCUCUCCUCUUCCAUGGUUUCUUAUAUCCCAAACUUUCCUUCUCUUUUUUCUCCCUUUCUUCCACGCUCUUAUUUUCUUUCUCCCUAUCCCUCCAAUGGCUAUGAACACAAACAAUACCUUAUGUUUAGUUUCAGCCAUGGAUCGCCUUUGGUACCACCAAAUCAUUCUUUGCAGCUCCGAUCCAUUAUUCACUUCCCAUUUUCCCAAUCUUCUUAACUCAACAUCUUCUUUUCCUUUCACAAACUUCCUCCCUUCUUCCCCAUUAUCACCUCUAGUGGAUCAAACAAUUCUUCCCUCCUCUUCGUCGUCCUCAUCCGACAAUAUCUCCCUCGUCUCACAGGAAAAUUAUAGUAAUGAGGAAGACAAAAACAAACAAGAUGCAAAGAGAGAGUUAAGUGAAGAUCAAAGUCUCAACGGUCUCAAAUUUUCAGUGGGAAGAAAAUUGAACAAAUCUACAAGUUGCAAAAGCUUGGGGGAGUUGGAGCUUGAAGAAGUGAAAGGGUUUAUGGAUUUAGGGUUUGAAUUUAAGAGAGAAAGUUUGAGCCCUCAAAUGGUGAAGUUGGUACCUGGUUUGCAAAGGCUCAGAACUCAAAUAAACAAACAAAAUCUUGAAGAUGACGAGGAUGGCGACGGUGACCACGACAAAGAAAAUGAUGAUGAUGAUGAUGAUAAAAAUAAGAAGAGAGAGAUAGCAAGACCAUAUCUUUCAGAGGCAUGGAUAAUAAGAAGACCAAAUUCUCCUCUUUUAGAUCUAAGAAUGCCUAAGGUUUCUUCAACCUCUGACAUGAAGAAACACCUCAGAUCUUGGGCUAAAACUGUUGCUUUUGAAAUUCAAUAAAAAUAUUUUGACUCAAUUAUUUGAAA
Messenger RNA from Cucumis sativus (cucumber), 966 nucleotides. RefSeq lists its product as uncharacterized. Bases 197 to 940 code for a protein of 247 amino acids. NCBI's taxonomy places the organism in Eukaryota, Viridiplantae, Streptophyta, Magnoliopsida, Cucurbitales, Cucurbitaceae. The record is from RefSeq and is a predicted model, not a curated record. The transcript is spliced from 3 exons.